Rhinopithecus roxellana (golden snub-nosed monkey) is the source of this 1497-nucleotide messenger RNA. It is a transcript of the gene CDKN2A, whose product is annotated as cyclin dependent kinase inhibitor 2A. The record is from RefSeq and is a predicted model, not a curated record. Gene Ontology annotation, molecular function: protein kinase binding; cyclin-dependent protein serine/threonine kinase inhibitor activity. The transcript has 3 exons. NCBI's taxonomy places the organism in Eukaryota, Metazoa, Chordata, Mammalia, Primates, Cercopithecidae. Bases 711 to 1028 code for a protein of 105 amino acids. Gene Ontology annotation, cellular component: nucleus. Gene Ontology annotation, biological process: regulation of cyclin-dependent protein serine/threonine kinase activity; negative regulation of cell population proliferation.
GGGGGAGACAGGAGCCAGAACGUACGCCUAGGAGUCAGGCGGCGGGAUCAAGGGGUGUCGGGGUGUCUGGGCGCCUGUAAGAGCGUGGAGGCGGCUGCAGUCAACGGUCGCCAAGACAACCAUUCUACGCGAGGACGCGGCGACAGGAGGGGAGCGGCCCGCGGGGGAGAGCGCGGGGGGAAGAGGAAAGAGGAAGAAGCGCUCAGAUGCUCCGCGCCUGUCGUGAAGGUUAAAACCGAAAAUAAAAAUGGGCUAGACACAAAGGACUCGGUUCUUGUCCCAGCCCGGCGCCCUCGGCGAGCGAGCAGCUGGGAGGGGAAGGGGCGCCCGGACCCAGUUGGGACCCCCGGGUGCAACUCCACCUACCUAGUCCGGCGCCAGGCCCGGCCCGCAGCUCCCGCAGCGCCAGCGCCACGCCGUGUCCAGAUGUCGCGUCGGAGGCGUGCAGCGGUUUCGUUUAAUUUCGCUUGUUUUCCAAAUCUAGAAGAGGAGCGGAGCGGCUUUUAGUUCAAAACUGACAUUCAGCCUCCUGAUUGGCGGAUAGAGCAAUGAGAUGACCUCGCUUUCCUUUCUUCCUUUUGCUUUUUUAAACAAUCUAGUUCGAAGAAUGUAAGACUUUCGACGAGGGGAGCUAGGAAUAAAGCAAGGGGAAUAGGGGAGCGGGGACGCGAGCAGCACCAGAACCCGCGGGAGCGCGGCUGUUCCUGGUCAUGAUGAUGGGCAGCGCCCACGUGGCGGAGCUGCUGCUGCUUCACGGCGCAGAGCCCAACUGCGCCGACCCCGCCACUCUCACCCGACCCGUGCACGACGCUGCCCGGGAGGGCUUCCUGGACACGCUGGCGGUGCUGCACCGGGCCGGGGCGCGGCUGGACGUACGCGAUGCCUGGGGCCGUCUGCCCGUGGACCUGGCUGAGGAGCGGGGCCAUCGCGAUGUCGCACGGUACCUGCGCGCGGCUGCGGGGGGCACCAGAGGCAGUAGCCAUGCCCGCAUAGAUGCCGCGGAAGGUCCCUCAGGCAUCCCCGAUUGAAAGAAACACCGAGGCUCUGAGACACCUCCGGAAACUUAGAUCAUCAAUCACCGAAGGUCCUACAGGGCCACAACUGCCCCCACCACAACCCACCCCGCUUUCGUAGUUUUAAUUUAGAAAAUAGAGCUUUUAAAAAUGACCUGCCUUUUAAAGUAGAUAUACGCCUUCCCCCACUACCGUAAAUUUCCAUUUAUGUCAUCUUUUAUAUAUUGUUAUAAAAAUGUAAAAAAGAAAAACACCGCUUCUGCCUUUUCACUGUGUUGGAGUUUUCGGGAGUGAGUACUCACGCCCUAAGCGCACAUUUAUGUGAGCACUUCUUGCGAGCCUCGGAGCCUGAGGAAGCUGUCGACUUCAUUACAGGCUUUUGUGAACUAGAGAAGCUCAGAGGGGUUACUGGCUUCUCUUGAGUCACAUUGCUAGCAAAUGGCAGAACCAAAGCUCAAAUAAAAAUAAUUUUCAUUCAUUCACU